UUAGGUUAGGCGCGUCCACGAUGCGCGACGAUUGAGGGGAACUCUCAGGAACUCUGUCGAAGACAUUCGAAGAGGCGAUCCAGGUUAUUGUCGCCUGAUUCGCGUAAUUGUAUUGAAUUCGCGUUGCAUUUUAGUUGUGUCGCGAUUGUAUGGAAGGAUGGCCGAUACAGAUAUCUUUGACAGCAACGAGGAGCAACUGCCGCAGGACCUCGGCGACGAUGUCGUUCAGGAGGUCCUCAAAACUGGCACCGACCUACGCCAGUAUUCCAGACAGAUCGAGAAGGAGCUCAAGGAGGUCGAGAACAAGUCGAUUCAAGAUUACAUCAAGGAAAGCGAGAAUAUAGCCAAGUUGCACAAUCAGAUUGCCGCCUGCGACAAUAUCUUGGAGAAAAUGGAGUCGAUGCUGAUGAACUUUCAGACAGUUUUGGGAAGUAUUAGUUCGGAAAUAGUUUACUUGCAACGCAAGUCUGUUGCCAUGAGUCAGCAGCUAUCCAACAGACAAAUAAUACGAGGCCCGCUUAGUCAGUUUAUUGAGGACAUGACGGUGUCUGAUGCUCUAAUAGCCUGUAUUAUGGAAUGUCCAGUGACUGAAAAGGAAUUUUUGAUUCAGCUACAAACUCUGAAUCAUAAAAUCAACUUUGUGAAGGAACAAAGUUUCAAGGAGGCCAAGUCUUGUUUAGACGUGAAGGAUAUAUUAGAGAAGUUGAAGGUGAAGGCGAUGGCAAAGAUUAGGACAUAUUUACUAGAGCAAAUUUAUAAAUUCAGGAAACCGAUGGGAAAUUUUCAAGUGCCGCAGAACAAUAUGCUAAAGUACAAAUUCUUCUUUGAGUUUAUCUUGUCAAAUGAGAGAAAUGUGGCUGAGGAAAUCUGUGGAGAAUACAUUGAUACUAUGAGCAAGAUACAGUACUCGUAUUUCAAAACUUAUUCGUCGAGAUUGAUGAAAUUGCAGUUUGAAGAGAAAACGUCAAAGGACGAUUUAAUGGGAGUCGAAGACACUGCAGGCAAAGGUAUAUUUCAUAAGACAACGUUAAAGCACAAAGGUACCGUCUUUUCUAUAGAUACAAGAGGUCAGGUUUUGUCUUCUCUAUUGGAAGCACCUAUAAUUAUCCCACACACUGCCUCUAAUAAAACACGAUAUCAUUAUGAAGCUCUAUUCAGAAGUGAACAGUAUGGUAUUUGUGAUCAUGCUUGCAGAGAAUAUCUGUUCCUGAUAGAAUUUUUCAAGGUCCAUAAUGCACAGGCACUAGAUAUUUUCAAUCAGGUCAUGGGAAAAACGUUAAAUCUCAUGAUAAAGAAUUUGCAAUCGUUUGUUGAGGAUUGUUACGAUACAAUUGCUCUGUUUCUCUGCCUGAAUUUAGUGAAGCAUUAUCAGUUAAUAUGUCACAAAAGAGCUGUACCAGCAUUGGAUAAAUACUGGGAGACCUUAACAGCCACAAUUUGGCCUAGAUUUACAUUGGUGUUUCAAUUAAACAUAAACAGUGUCAAAGACUGUGAUCCAUCAAAAUUCAACAAAGAAACUGGUCCACAUUAUAUUACCAGAAGAUACGCGGAGUUUAGCGCAGCAAUUGUAAGUGUAGUCGAGACAUUUCCAUGCGAGGGGACGACUCAGUUAUUGGCAGAAUUGAGAGAAACUGUACAAUGCUUCCUGCUAAGAAUGGCAUCUAUUUUUCCAACCCGGACGCAGCAAUUAGUAUUUCUUAUCAAUAAUUAUGAUCUGAUACUCAGGGUAUUAAUAGAAAGAACGCGAGAGACCUCGAAAGAAGCGGAGAGUUUCCGGGAGCUAUUAAACUCGCGUUCUGCCGAAUUUGUCGAAGAAGUCUUGAGCCCGCAUUUCGGCAAUAUAAUCCAAUUGGUGAAGGAAUCGGAGGCUCUAAUCGAGAAGGGCCAAGCUGAUGAUUUGAAACGGCAGGAGGGCAAAGCAUUGGCCCUAGUGCAAUCUUUCACGAACAAUUGGAAACGAGCGUUAGAAGAGAUAAAUCGUGAGGUGUUACAAUCGUUUCCCAGCCUGGUGCUCGGCAGCACUCUGGUGCAAGGCGCAAUGGCGCAAUUGGUAGCAUAUUACAAUCGCCUACACAAGAUUCUGCCGCCAAACGCGCGCACGCAACUUACGAACAUCCAUCAUCUAAUGGUAGAAAUUAAGAAGUACAAAACAAAUUUUUAGGACUACUUUCUGAAGAAAUUGAUUACUCAAAUCCAAAUAGCUAUCGAUCAUUGGUUAUUUGCUGUAAAAAAAUCAUUUCUAGUAUUGCAUAUGGAAAUCAGCUAUUGGAGCGAUUUUAAAUUCUAGUAAUUAGGGUUAUUUAUUAAAUAAGUAUGUAAAUUUUGUUUUAUUAAUAACUACCGUUUAGGGAUAUUGGGGAACAUUCUUGUAAAUAUAAUCAUAGAAAUA
Messenger RNA from Temnothorax curvispinosus, 2389 nucleotides. It is a transcript of the gene Vps52, whose product is annotated as vacuolar protein sorting-associated protein 52 homolog. The transcript has 9 exons. NCBI's taxonomy places the organism in Eukaryota, Metazoa, Arthropoda, Insecta, Hymenoptera, Formicidae. The record is from RefSeq and is a predicted model, not a curated record. Gene Ontology annotation, biological process: Golgi to vacuole transport; retrograde transport, endosome to Golgi; endocytic recycling. Gene Ontology annotation, cellular component: GARP complex. The coding region runs from base 158 to 2161 and encodes 667 amino acids. Gene Ontology annotation, molecular function: syntaxin binding.